Messenger RNA from Diutina rugosa, 1818 nucleotides. RefSeq lists its product as uncharacterized. The record is from RefSeq and is a predicted model, not a curated record. The transcript has a single exon. Bases 1 to 1818 code for a protein of 605 amino acids. Lineage: Eukaryota; Fungi; Ascomycota; Pichiomycetes; Serinales; Debaryomycetaceae.
AUGGACACCCACCUCUCUCCCGGCGUCCGCCGCCACCGCCACCGCCGCCUGGCGGCGAUCCUGGGCGACUUUGACGCCCAGGGGUUUGUUUUCCUGCCCCCAGUCGCCAAGACCCCGGCGCUGGCGCCGCCACUGCCGCCGCCCACCGACGGCGACCACGAACCAUUUAAUAACCUCGACGACUUCGCCACCAAGCCCUCAGAGUUCCUGUUCCCGAUGGCGCCGGCGCCGGCGCUGGCGCUGACCCUGGCGCUCAACCUGCCCAUCCGCCUCGGCCACCCCGGCUCUCACCGCCGGACGCGCUCAUCGCUGCUGGCUCAGCGCCCGCGCUACAUCGAGCCCCCGGCGUCUGCAUUAACCCCGAAACUGGGGACGAUCGACUUGGACGAAAUCCUCAGGGCGCUGGAAUCAGCAGCGCUGGUUACCGGCGCCAGCGGCCCCAGUUUCAGCGGCGGCGCUCCACUCGCCCUCGCGGCUGAAGACGUGUUUUUGGCGCUGCCAUUCUUUAAGACGCUGCUGCUGAAUCAGCUGAUGCUCACGUCGUCGCCCAUCGGCCACCGCGAGGACGCCAUCGCCGAGGAAGAAGACGACGAUGCCGACGCCCGCCACGAAGUGAGCAUCGACGACGCGGCGCUGGUCGACGAGUACUACUUGCCGCCGCCCAACCAAGACGUUUAUCUGCAUGGCCUGGCGCUGUCGCUGACGACCUCGCUCACCAAGCUGUCGUCGCAGGCGGCGCCGGUGUGGAGCGCUAAUCUGAGCCGCGACUCCGUCAAGGGGUCGACGACCCCCCCGCCCACCAUGGUUCACCGUCGGCGCCGCCUGGGCGCCAUGGCCCCGCGCUACUCCAUCUUCUACGAUCAACUGAACCGCAUCUCCAACGCCAUGCGCAACGCGCUGCUGGACCUGAUCCCAUUAACUCGCACCACGCUGCAGCUGGGGGGCUCUACGCCCAACAGCAGUCUCGCUCCCCCAGUGGCGCAGCUCCUCGCCCCUAAGGACCGGUUUCUCGGCCACCUGGCGCUGUUGCCGCUGCUCAAACUGGCGCUGGCCGCCGGCACCGACCGUCGCGUGCCGCGGUUUGUUGAGCUUCGACGCCACUCGCCGCCGAUGGCACCGCCGAUCCCGGCGCCGCUCGCGCUGGCACCUAAGUUCACUCCAACGUCGCUGAUGGCGAUGCUGGGGCUUGGGUCGCUGCGGUUGUCGAAAAACUACAGCUCGUCGCCGGUGCUGAUCCACCUGGACCACACGGGCGAGGUCAUUUCCAACCUGGCCACCGACAUCACCGAGUACGACCCGCCUACGCCUAAAGGCGAGUACACGUUGCGGCCGCCGCUGGCGGCUCCGCUGCUGACGGUGGUGCUGGCGACGCCGCUGAUCGUGGUGUCGGAGCUGGCCAACGUGCUGCUGUCGCUGACCGACAGCACGAUGUUGGAAGAGGCGCCGACGCCGCGCCCGCCAGUUAAGCCGACGACGCCCCAGCUCUCGGGACUGGUGACCAGUGUCUCGCUGGUACCAACACCGCCGGCGCCGAAACUGGUGCCGACGCCGCCGCAGACGCCGCCGCAACGGACCCAGGCGCGAUACCCAACGCUGCCAGCGAAGUCCACCAGCAACAUCGACGUGCCCCGUCGGCGCCCGCAGACGCUGUCGCAAACGCGCCACAUCAAGGCGAAGCUGGUGAACUUGGAGCUGCUCGCCCAGACCCACGCCCAGGCGCAAAAGCAGGCCGACUCUGUCGAGAAGAAGAAGAAGCGCGGGUCCAAAUUCGUCCAGUGGUUGAAGAAGUUGAAGGAGGAGAGCAAAGUAAGCAUUUAA